GAGAUAGAUACUAUUCAAGACGUUUGAAAAUAUUACAUUGCAUACACACACACGCACACACACAUUCUAUUUCUGUCGUUGAUACGCGAGAUCUUCCCGACAUCCUAGGUACAUAUAAAAAAAGAGCAUAAUCUUAAAACUUGUAUUUUUUUAAAGAGCCUCGUACAGUAUAAUACUUAUCUGAGAUUCUUCGCGGACUUUGGAUUAACAGCAUUCUCUGCAGCCACUCAUAGAAAGUAUUGCCUCAGAUUUUCAGAAACACUUAAGCAAUAGAUACGUGUAUGUGCAUCUGUAAAAGUUGGCUUGUUGAGGAAUAGCAGUUUCUCUGUUCGAAUUACAUCAUAUAAAUCGUAUAAUUUCAAAGUCAAAUUAUGUCUACAACGAUCAAAGUGCUGGACGGUGGAUUUUCUACACAAUUAGCGACUCACGUGGGUGACAUAAUAGACGGUGAUCCUCUGUGGACUGCGCGAUUUCUCGUCACAAAUCCAAAUGCCAUUAUUUCUACGCACUUGGACUUUUUGAAUGCUGGCGCCGGAAUUAUUCUUACGAAUACCUACCAAGCAUCGAUCGACGGUUUUUCCAAGUAUAUUGGUCUAACGGAAGAAGAGAGCCUGAAUUUAUUUUGUAAAGCUGUCGAUUACGCCAAAGAAGCUGUAAACUUAUACAAGAGAGAAACAAAGGCCGAAGGAAAGGAAAUUGUAAACGAGAAUCCAUUGAUUGCUGGAUCCGUUGGACCAUAUGGCGCCUGUUUGCACGAUGCCUCGGAAUAUACCGGCAGAUACUGUUCAUCGGUGUCCGAAAAGAUUCUUAUGGAUUGGCACAGGCCUCGUAUCGAUAAAUUGAUCGCUAGCGGUAUCGACAUAUUGGCGAUGGAAACGAUACCUUGUAAACGAGAAGCAGAAGCUCUGGUUACUCUGCUGAAAGAAUAUCCAAAUACCAAAGCAUGGUUGUCCUUUUCUUGUCGCGACGAUGGACAGAGUAUAGCAGACGGGUCUAGUUUCCAUGAUGUUGUAACGGAAUGUUAUAAAAAAGCUUCACCAGGACAAAUUUUAGCAAUUGGCGUUAAUUGUAUCGCACCACAGAACGUGACACCUUUGUUGAAGGUAGUCAACGGAAAUCGUAAGAAAAAUCUCAUGCCAUUGGUAGUAUAUCCCAAUAGCGGUGACAAAUAUACAGUGGAAUCCGGCUGGAUUCAAAAGCAAGGGGGAUACACUUUACAUCAAUUUGUACACGAAUGGUUGAAUCUGGGUGUUGAAUAUGUAGGUGGUUGUUGUAGGACAAAUGCCGAAGACAUCAAGAAAAUAUGGGCCGAGGUGAACACCUGGCAGGGCAACUAAAAAAACAAACUUUGAACAACUUGCUAACAAACUUGCCUCUAACUCACACGCAAUUUUGUCACUCAGAGAAGCAUCUUCGAGAAUCAAAAUAUUUCUUUGAAUUUUUAUGUAACACUUACAUAAAAAUUCAAAGAAAUAUUUUGAUAUAUAUGUAUGUAUAUAUAUGUAUGUAUGUAUAUAUAAAUAAACUUUCUUUCAAUAUGGACACACGAAGAAUCAAGGAUAA
Megalopta genalis is the source of this 1563-nucleotide messenger RNA. RefSeq names its product betaine-homocysteine S-methyltransferase. Gene Ontology annotation, molecular function: zinc ion binding; S-adenosylmethionine-homocysteine S-methyltransferase activity. The record is from RefSeq and is a predicted model, not a curated record. Lineage: Eukaryota; Metazoa; Arthropoda; Insecta; Hymenoptera; Halictidae. Gene Ontology annotation, biological process: S-methylmethionine cycle.